AUGUCUCACAGAAAGGAUUAUUCCUCGCUACCCGCUAGCUCCUAUUUAGAAUUGCAGCGUCAAAAUGACUCCACAAAAUCCUCACGCCAGGUUUCUUUUGACGAAUCUGAGAUGUAUUUGGGAUCCAAGGUCGACGAAGACGAUGAAGAUUUGGAAAUGGACGUCGAUAAUUACCCCCUUGUUGUCGUGGGGUCCAAUCAAGGCUCUGGGAUACCUGGGGCUGUUUUCAAUUUAACAACCACUGUUAUUGGGGCAGGGAUCAUGGCUCUCCCUGCCACUAUGAAAGUUCUAGGACUGGUUUUGGGGAUUAUUUUGAUCAUUCUUAUGGGAAUUUUGUCUGAAAUUAGCGUGGAAUUGUUGGUGAGGUUUUCUGUUUUGUGUAAGGCAUCCUCGUAUGGGGAGGUUGUUCAGCACGCAAUGGGAAGACCUGUGAGGAUUUUGUCUGAAAUCUGUAUUAUAGUGAAUAAUGCUGGCGUUUUGGUGGUUUACUUGAUAAUCAUGGGGGAUGUUAUGUCUGGUUCCGGUCGCCAUAUAGGGGUUUUUGAUCAGUUAAUGGGGAAUGGGGUUUGGGAUCAAAGGAAGGUUGUGAUUUUAGUUGUCAUGGUGAUUUUCCUUGCUCCCCUUUGUUCACUUGACAAAAUUGAUUCAUUGAGUUUGACCUCGGCUGCCUCCGUGGCUCUUGCUGUCUUGUUUGUCAUUGUUACUUUUACAGUUGCUUUCAUUAAGCUCGUGGAAGGACGGAUUGAUUCUCGCAGGAUGGCUCCUGAUCUUAGCUCCAAAGCUGCAGUUUUGGAUUUUCUUGUUGCUAUACCUAUCAUGACCAAUGCAUAUGUUUGCCAUUUUAAUGUGCAGCCCAUAUAUAAUGAGCUUGAACAACGGUCCCCUCAGAAGAUGAACCGAGUUGGGAGAUACACCACAGUUUUGUGCAUCCUAGUUUAUGCUUCCACUGCCAUAUCGGGUUACCUGCUCUUCGGGAAAGACACAGAGGCUGAUGUGCUGACUAAUUUUGAUAAGGAUCUUGGAAUUCGGUAUAGCUGGGUCUUGAACUUUGUUGUCCGGGUUGGUUACAUUUUUCAUUUGAUACUUGUUUUCCCUGUUAUUCAUUUCUCACUGCGCCAAACAGUGGACACAUUAGUGUUUGAGGGAUCACCUCCCCUUUCAGAAAGUAAGAAGAGAUCUUUGGGGCUGACUGCCGUUCUGUUGGUCCUCAUAUAUAUUGCGUCUACUAUGAUUCCAAACAUAUGGACAGCUUUUAAGUUCACUGGUGCAACCACGGCUGUUUCAUUGGGUUUUAUAUUUCCUUCUCUUGUUUCAUUGAGAUUAAGUCAUCUGGGGGAUAUAAGCUAUGGGGAAUGGAUUUUAUCAUGGUUGAUGUUGGUAUUGGCUGUGACUGUUAGCAUAGUAGGAGUUGUUAGCAAUGUCUAUAGCCUUGAGAGUAAGUCUUAA
Sphenostylis stenocarpa is the source of this 1446-nucleotide messenger RNA. Lineage: Eukaryota; Viridiplantae; Streptophyta; Magnoliopsida; Fabales; Fabaceae. The record is from the annotation of a GenBank genome assembly.